This is a messenger RNA of Dinoponera quadriceps, 5479 nucleotides long. RefSeq names its product endothelin-converting enzyme 1-like. The coding region runs from base 81 to 3059 and encodes 992 amino acids. Gene Ontology annotation, biological process: protein processing. The record is from RefSeq and is a predicted model, not a curated record. Gene Ontology annotation, cellular component: plasma membrane. Gene Ontology annotation, molecular function: metalloendopeptidase activity. The transcript has 18 exons. Lineage: Eukaryota; Metazoa; Arthropoda; Insecta; Hymenoptera; Formicidae.
UAUCGAUGGUAAAAACGUCCGUCUAGCUUUUGAAGGAACGAAACUCGCUUGAACACCAUCAUGUCAUUCGAGAAGAUCGCAUGACACGUCAUUUUAACGACGAAGGCCGCGUCCCAUGGAAGAUGAGCGCAAACGAUUACAAUAGAUUUCGUUGGAACAUCUUACCCAGCUAUGACGAUUACCUUAUCAAAGACAACUAUAACGCCGAGAAGAAAAUGCAGAGUGGCGGCAGCUCGAAUCGAUUCGACGACGAUGACGAUGACGACGACAAUUUCUUCAGUGGUGGACCGUGCCCGUCGUGCAGACUGGCGAUUAACCAGGAAACCGGUAGACUCAAAUGGUGUACGGGCGAAACGCGGCGUGUUAAACUGAUGCUCUUGAUACCGGCCGUGUUGCUGCCGAUUACUGUAGUCUUCAUCGUUCUGUCGCGAUUUCAAGGUACGAACCUUGGAAUUUCGGAGUCGCGGAUAUCACAUGGAAUGCACAGAAGGCAGAAGGAGCGAAAGAUGGACAUUUCUUGGUCGACUACCGGUCGCAACGAUGUGCCGCCCGCUGCCGGAGAGGAUCGGAUUUUACUCUUCGAUAUGAAAACGAGUUACGUUCCCGACGCGUACCCGCCGCUUCGCCGAUCACGACGCAAGAGAAACACCGAUGGGGAAAGCCGCGCGAGGAUCGGAUCUCGCGUCUCGAAGGACGAUCGAACCAUAUCACACGGCCAUUUAAAUAACGGCAAAUUAGCAGACUCCGCUUCUUCGAGGAAAGAAUUAGAUCGCGAAGAAAAUGAUACGGCGAGAAAGUUCUUUUCGGAUCGGAGCGUCAACUACUUCAUCGAUAAAGUAAAGGUGGAGGACGGCAGCGAUGAUGCGCAGGAUCUCGACGAAGAGAUGGACAAUUUUUUAGACGAUUACCAUCCGGAAAUUGACGAUACCUAUGAAAGCAGUGGUGGAAGCAAGGAUUAUUAUUCCGAGUACGACGGUGGCACGACGGGAACAAACGAUGGACGAGAAUCGAGGAAGAAGAAGUCGACUCGGCAAAAGGACGGUAUUCCGUUUAUCAACAGCACAUGGUUAUCGGUGGCUGUCGAUCAGAUUCCCUAUCUUCGUACAUUCUGGAGAGACGAGGGAAAUGCCAGGAGUAUCAGAGAGGCCCGAGCUCGGAUAAUGCUGAGAUAUAUGGAUAAGAGUGCAGACCCGUGUCAGGAUUUUUAUCGAUAUGCUUGCGGUAACUGGGCGAAACGUAAUCCUAUUCCAAAGGAUAAGGCCGGUUACGACACUUUCGAAAUGCUUCGAGAAUCGUUGGAUUCCGUAUUAAGGGAGCUGCUAGAGGAGCCGCCGCACACGGCUCAAUUAAGCGCCGAUGACGCUAUUGUAAAGGCGAAGAAUCUGUUCGGAAGUUGCAUGAACUACGAGAUCUUGGAACGGCGUAUGGAACGACCGCUUAUUCAACUAUUGGACCAACUCGGCGGUUGGCCGAUACUGAGGCCGGAUUGGAAUUCAGACAAAUUCGACUGGCUUCUUUUGACCGCGCAACUUCGACUGUACAAUAACGACGUAUUGAUCUCAGAAUGGGUGGGUCCAGAUAUUAAAAACAGCGACAAGUACGUAAUACAGUUUGACCAAACGUCGCUCGGUCUUCCCACGAGAGAUUAUUUCCUUCAACGAUCCAAUACGGUAUAUUUAGAGGCCUACAAGGAAUAUUUGAUCAAGAUUGCGACUUUACUCGGCGCAUCCUUAGAUAACGCGACCGUACAGGCCGGACAACUAAUCGAAUUCGAGACGCAGCUCGCAACGAUUACGUCGUCACCCGACGAGAGACGAAACUUUUCCGAGCUUUAUCAACGAAUGAGUAUUGGCGAGCUGAGGAUGUUAGUGCCGCAAAUUGAUUGGCGUCGUUAUUUGUCCAUCGUUCUGGCCAGACCGGUCAACUUGUCCGAACCGGUUGUAGUCUUUGCGUUGCAGUACAUUCAGGAUCUGGUUGUCCUACUUUCGAAAACACGACCUAGAACAGUGGCGAAUUAUCUGUUAUGGAGAUUUGUGCGACACCGAGUGAACAAUCUGGACGAUCGUUUCCAGGCGGUGAAACAAAAGUUUUACUACAUUUUGUUCGGCAGAGAGCAAGCACCAUCGAGAUGGAAGAAUUGUGUCACCCAAGUGAAUUCCAACAUGGGUAUGGCAGUCGGCUCGAUGUUUGUGAAGAAGUAUUUCGACGAAAACAGCAAAAAUGACACAUUGUCAAUGACCCGUGAGAUACAGCGAUCGUUCAGGGAAUUAUUCGAUAAAACCAAUUGGAUCGAUGGCGAGACGAAACGCUUGGCGACUGAAAAGGUAAACGCUAUGUCGCUGAGGAUCGGCUAUCCAGAUUUUAUCCUGCAGCCACAUCUACUGAACGAACGUUACAAAGAUGUUAUCAUUCGACCAGACAAAUAUUUCGAAAACACUCUAAAUAUCUUGAAACACUUGACCAGACUCGAACAAGAUCGUCUCGGCAACACUGUCAACAAAACUUUGUGGAAUACCGCUCCAGCGGUCGUGAACGCGUAUUAUAGUCGCAACAAAAAUCAGAUAAUGUUUCCAGCGGGCAUACUACAACCUCCCUUUUAUCACAGAUUCUUUCCACGAAGCUUAAAUUACGGCGGAAUUGGCGUCGUGAUCGGACACGAGAUCACUCAUGGAUUUGACGAUAAAGGUAGACUGUUCGAUAAGAAUGGCAACCUCCACAGAUGGUGGAAGGACGAAGCUAUAAAUAGCUUUCAUCGGCGUGCGCAAUGUCUCAUCGAUCAAUACGCUCGUUAUACCGUGACGGAAGUCGGGAUGCAGAUAGAUGGCGUAAAUACGCAAGGCGAAAACAUCGCCGAUAACGGCGGUAUCAAGCAGGCGUUUACGGCAUACGAGAGGUGGUUGCGCGCUAACCAAGAGGAAGACGAGACUCUGCCUGGAAUUAGUGCGACGGGCAAACAAUUAUUCUUCUUGAAUUUUGCUCAAGUCUGGUGCGGCUCGAUGCGUCCCGAAGCAACUAGAAAUAAAUUGAAAACAGCCGUACACUCGCCCGUUUGCGUGUGACUCUCCUCGUGCAUAUGACGCCCUGCUGCAUCAUCAACGUCAGCGCAGCACAAGGCACAAAAAUCACUCGGUUACGUAUCUAGGGUGGUGCAAUGUACAUGCGAGCGAUAAACUUUUUAAAACAUUUUUUAUCUUCAAUCUCAGAACAUAGAAAGAGCAGAUAGGAAGUAACGCGAGAAAUCGAAUACAAUCUAUUAAAUAAUAUGACGUUUUUCCCCCUUUCGCGGGAUGUUGAAUUAAUUUCCGAUAAACAGAAAAAGAUUUCAGACUUUUCAGAUAUAUUGCACGACCUGCUUGUAAGCUAACUUUCACAUUAUCAAGUAUAAUUGUUGAUGUCAUCGUAUGAAGUCACUUGUGUAUAUUUGCGUUUAUAUAAAUAUUAUAUAGUUGAGAGCGUAACUCAAAGUUUAACAUUCUUUAUGCACAAUCUCCCAUAAAGAAAAGAUAUAUUUUUACAAACCAAUCAUAUGUCAAAUUGUACUAUAAUUAUAAGCUUAUAAAUGAAAACGAUACAUUUUUUCUUUCAUCUGAAACGCAACAAACGUUUAGUCAAUUGGGAAAAUUGCACGACAUUCAUCCUUCAAAUACAGCUUCGUAACGAGUAACAUAGUACAAAAUGAGACGCGAUUCGACGAAACAUCACUGCCAAAGAACAUGAAUGAAACGUUACAGUGUAAUCGAUGCUCUUCUCGUUCAUUUCCAAUCGAUCGAAGAGAUUGAUGCGCAUACAUACACAUCAAUAUAUUCACAAAGUUAUAUUUGGCAGCUGACGUCUCGAAAUACCAAGCGUAUAUUGGAACAUUGGUAUAUACAGUGGAACAUUGAACGCAUUGCAGAUCAUUUACUUUCCUAGUUUGUACAAAUAACCACAUAGAUGUGUGCGUUUUUAUUUUCGUUUAUGUAUGUGUGCGCGUGUCGAAAGGAAACAUUGCCUUUCGUCGUUGAUUUGGAGAAAAGAAAGGCGGUUUCAACGUGUCCAAAGUUCCUCUGGUAGAAAUGGUACAUAUUAACGUUAUAAAACUAAGAAUAACCUUUCUGUCAUACCAUCGCGUCAAUGGAAAAAAAGAAACAUCUUUUCGUAGCAAAAUGCAGUAAAUCAAGUCGACGACAACGCAAUGGCAAGACGUAGGUAGAAGAAGAAGAACGCAUUUCGACGGAGUGGAACGUAAUGUUUAGAAUGUUAAAUGAAACAUACACAUGAAAAUCGUAUUACUAGUUAUAAAAAAUAUGACAAUGAAUAUAAUCUAUAAGAAAUGCGUACACCUCUGCAAGCACAUCUAUAUAAAUUAAAUCUUGUACGUCUUUCUAACACUGAUAAUAAUGGCACGUGUGUAGUAUGAGCAUAAUUUGCAUGUAUGUACAUUUCAAUGAAUUCAAAUACAAUGUCGCAUAACAUAAUUAUCGUGAGGAGUCUCUUCGAUUUUCGAGAAUAGCUUCUCAUUUAGGUAUGUGGUGUAUAGAAGAGUGCAUCACGCGUAGAUAAUUGAAAGUUUCCAACGAACUAACAAUUGAACGAACCACCUCUGGUCUAUACGAGUGUUUUCUCGGAUAAAUGUUUCUCAAGACAUCGCGCGAUCACUUGAAAUCAAAAUAAAUGAAUUUCGUCGAAUAUAUAGAAAUAAUAUCCUCUCGAAUCUUUUAAAGAAAUAGCUGCCCCAUUGUCGCAGACAAUCCUAAAAUGCAACCAAUUAAAAAAAUAUUAAUAAAUAUACGUACUUUCCCAUACAGAUAUAAACUACAUGCAUUCUGUAGAGAAAUAAUUGCAGAGACAUCUCGAUGUUCAAUCAUUCAUCGAGAUGAAAACGUGUUAUUUACAUGUUCAUUCUUGUGCUCUACGUGUAGUGCGCGUGCUGCUUUGAAGUAAAUAUUAAAUAAAAAUUACCACAUGUGGUUAUUAUUACAUGGUUGCAGUGAAGCGUGCAAUUUAAUCGUGUGUUCUGCCAUGUACGUAAUGAUAAAAUUAUAGUAAAGAGACAACUCUUCCGAGUGUCAACUGCGUGUGAAGUAUUGAACUGAAUGAAACGAAUAAUAUUAACAUGCGGGAAGACAACGCGCGAUAAACGAUAAAGGUAUUAGAUCGUUACGACCCGUUGGAACGAUUUGCUAAAAAUUAUUCCGCUUAUCUACAGCUGAGGACCCCCUCGCUGAGAUGAAAUUUUAUUUAUACUGUGUGUGUAUCUCAAAGAUAUUUCUUAACAGCACAAACAAGUGUUGUAUAAUAAGUUGUGUCGGAGACUACUAUUUUUUAUUACUCGAGUUUACUCGGGUUUCGUUGGAUCUUCCUUCAAAAAUUGCAACAUUUCCGAAUCAUAUUAGUAUAUACACUGCUCCGUGUACAUGCAAGAUACUUUGAGGUAACCAAAAUAGCCUUGACAAAUGCAACUCGUAUCGUUAUGCAGGAUGCACAGUCGGAAUGAUAU